Messenger RNA from Drosophila teissieri, 3059 nucleotides. RefSeq lists its product as uncharacterized. The record is from RefSeq and is a predicted model, not a curated record. The transcript has 7 exons. The coding region runs from base 89 to 2590 and encodes 833 amino acids. Lineage: Eukaryota; Metazoa; Arthropoda; Insecta; Diptera; Drosophilidae. Gene Ontology annotation, cellular component: nucleus.
UGACAGUUGGCCAAGUUUAGAACAUCGAUAGCCGCGAUUAUUGCCGGCAUAUUAUUAAUACAUUCAAAGACGCGAAAUCGCCAAAACAAUGGCAUUCGAGAACACUGCACACCAGCUUAAGAUUCCGGACGAAGGGCUGCACAAUCAGUGGAACGAUAAGGACGCACCGGCGCCCCAAUCCCAGGUCCAAAUCGCACACAAACAGAUGCCUGACACGGAAAGCGACAGUGGCAGCGUCAUAUGGAUUUCAGACGAUUCCCCUGCCUCGCAGGGGGAGGCCCACAGAGUCAAUGCUACCAAGGAGCUGGCAGACUUCGAGACCUUGUACUGCCGCAAAGUACAGGCAAGAGGUCCUGGAUCCAUCAAAGGCGACAUGACGACACCCAAGUUGGCCAAGAAGCGGUGCUGGCCGGAUUGCGAGGAGGACCAGCCGGUCGCCAAAAAAUCACUGGCUUUUGAGCAAUUUGAAUCGAUAUACGAUAGAGAAAACAGGUCGCCGCCUGAAAUCGAAAAUAAUCAAAGCCGCAAACAAAAUUACGAAAACGAUUUCGCAUCCGCGAUGUCCGCCGAAGCGAGUGCAAAUCCGGAGGACAGCCUGGUCAACCUGAUCAACGACUGCAACCUGGAGGACAAUGGCUACGCACAGGUAGGCUGUGACCCCCCAGCUGUCAGCCGGGCCAAUCAAACCGAAUUCCAACUGGUUCAUUUCAUGUUACCGUGCAAGACGCCCCAAUCCCAGGCCCAAAUGGAACCCAACGACAGUGCUUCAUUUGCGAGCGCCGACAGCGACAGCGGCAGCCACAUACUGGUGUCCGAUGAUUCCAGUGCUUCGGCGUGCAGCUACCUCCACUCGUCCGAGAUUUGCAACUCCUCCGACUUCGAGGAACUGCGCAAGGGGUUCACCAAGGACUCCUCAUACUUCGAACUCUCCCUUGAUUCAGACAGCCGCAGUCCUAGUUCCGUGGAUACCAACAUGGAGACGCCCAAGUUAGCCGUGAAGCGGCACUCGCCGGGAAGCAAUGGCGAUGGGUUGGCCAAAAAGAAAUCUUACCGAAAUCUGGACGAGAUGCCCACCCCCUCGAAUCGGCCGGUGGUGACGCGCAGUGGUCGCGUUGUAGUGUCGCGGCCGAACCAGCAGUUUGACUACUCAUCAUCGCAGUCAAAGGACGAUGGCGAGGAGGACUCCGACGAUUUGUCGCUGGAUGCCGACGACGAGGACUAUCAGGGAAAGGUUUUUGAGCAGCCCAAGUGGACGGGUCGCAAACGGCGCAGCUUUAGAAGCAGCAGCAGCAGUGCCAGCAGCACCGAUGACAGCCGCUCGUCGCCGGAGGCAGUGCCUCCGCUGGUCUAUCUCGAAUUGGGCGAUAAGGUUGUUAUGGUUAGGGACGAGCCACAUCCCAACAUCGUCCUGGAAGACGAUGGCGAACUCAAAACAAAGAUGCACAAGUUUUUGGGUCUGAUUGCGUCACGUCGCAAGCUUUACUAUCCCGCGCAGGACUGCGAUGUGGAUGCGGAGGAUAAUAAUGAGAAGAACGUGUCCCUAUCGAUCACUCACGUCGCCAAUUCAUCCUCAACGUCCGCACCAACUCCCGCUACUCCACCAGCCAAGCUUCCAAUUCGGCCGGAAACAACGCCGACAUCCACAUCCACUUGGUCAAAGCUAAAUCUAUCGCAUAUCCACACGCCGACCACGGAAGAGCGCCAGGCCAAAGUCAGGGAUGACUUUGUGCUCCAGGCCAUUGUCUACUCCUUUGAGGAGUGCACCCCGGACUCGCUGAAGGAGCCCAUAGAUCUAAGCGAUCUUCCCAGCAAGAAGCAGCUGGCCACCAACUGCCGCCGCCACAAGAGCAGCGUGGCCUGUUUGGAGCGGCACCGACAGUUCUACGGAUUCGUUCAGUCGCUCAGCCCGGCGAUCUCGCUCAACAUGUGCCAUCCGCUGGCGCUCACCUACCGGCAGACCGACUUCUCCCAAAGCAAGGUGUCACUGGCCAAGGUGCUAUUCAACAUGUUCAACCACGCGAUCUUCCACUGCGGCCUGCAGGUGCCCAUCGUUUGGAAGCACUCCAUGAACACGCGCUGGAAGUGCCAGCUGACCAUCGAUGCCUCCGGCAAGCGCACCGCCGAGAUUCUGCUUCUGCGCAGCAUCGACACUGCGGCCGAGCUCAUCCAGCCCCUGUUGCACGAAAUGUGCCAUGCGGCGGCCUUCGUGUUCAACCGGGAGCUAGGUCACGGCGACAAUUGCCGUAGAUGGGCCUACCAGGCGAAGAUGGCGUUCCCGGAGGUGCCCACCAUCGACGACUGCAUGGGUAGCUUCAAGUAUACGUGCACCAUGUGCACCCGCUGCUCCUACGGCGUGGUCGACUUGCAAACGCACAACCUGCGCUGCUACUACUGCCAGUUCGAGGUGAGCGUGAAGCCCUUUUGCAAGACAAACAUGCACGACGGCGCCCGGUCGGAUCCGACGAUGACGCCGUUCAAGUGCUUCAUCCGGGACAAGUAUUUGAAGCUGGGUGAGGAGGCGGGCGCCACGCACUCCUCGAGGAUGGCGCUGCUCAACGAGGAGUUCGUGAAGAUGAACGCAAAGACCUAGCUGCUGGCACACAAUUUGCAGAAUAUAUUUUAUAAGUACUAUAUGAACAACCAUGUUGGGCACCACGAGCAUGCAGGAGCCUAUUGUGAACACGCUGUGACCUACUUACCUUAUAUAUUUUAUACAAACUUUUACAUCCUGUACAAUUGGGGAACCUCCGAAGCCCAGAUGAACCUCAACAAGGAGUUCGGCAGCUUGUCUACGUGUUAACUAGUAUAUAUUUUGAUGUUAACUACCUAAUUACAUGUGAAUACUAAUUUAAGUCCCUUGGGAACGCUGCCGCCUAGUGAGAAAUACGCUGUGCUAUGCAUAUCGCUAUAUUCAAACGAUAUCAAGAGAGAAAUCAAAGCUACUUUAAUAUGAGCAACAAUCGCAUGUAGUCGCAUGUUUGAAUGGAAGGCGUUUUUGCGUUUAAUGUUUGUGCACUACUGUUAUCGGCGCCCCAAAAUAAAAUCGACAAAAACACAAA